This is a messenger RNA of Punica granatum (pomegranate), 1294 nucleotides long. The record is from RefSeq and is a predicted model, not a curated record. NCBI's taxonomy places the organism in Eukaryota, Viridiplantae, Streptophyta, Magnoliopsida, Myrtales, Lythraceae.
AUAGAUAAUGGUUGAGGACUUUAGAGCAGAAAGUGUCAGACAAGGUUUCUAAGACAAGUGUAGAUCUUUUCAGACUGGUUAAGAAAGUAAUUCACCCCAAGGAUCUCGCAUCAGUAGCUUCUGGGGGGAUCAGAUGUCCUUUAGAGGAAGGCUCUAAUACUGAACAGCUCUUAUGAUUUCAAAGGGGCAGUCCACGAUGGAAGUCCUUCUGAUACUGGUCAUCCUCUGACUGAUGUUGUUCCAACUUUUUGUAGGGUGAGAUUUCUCUAAAUGUUCCAUCUGCAGGUGCCUCAUCAAAUGUUGUCUUUACCAUCUCUCCCUACCACUGAGCAGAAUGCAGUUCAGGGUGGAGGUGCUCAGCAGGGUGAGAUUUCUCCAGAUGUUCCUGCUGCUGGUGUUGCAUCAAACAUUGUCUUACCAUCUCUCCCUACCACUGAGCAGAAUGCAGUCCAGAGUGGAGAUUUCUCCAAAUGUUCCUGCUGCUAGUGCCACAUCAAAUGCCGUCUUACUAUCUCUCCCUACCACUGAGCUGAAUGCAGUCCAAGGUGGAGGUGCUCAGCAAGUUGGUGUUCCUGUUAGUCUCAUUCGUCACUUUGUCGCUUUUAGGAUGAAGCACAACUACACGGAAGCUAACGCGGUGGCCGAUAGUUUAGCUAAGCUCGCUAGGGUGACCCUUUUUAUAUUGAUGACUCUAUGACUAUUGAUAACACUGUGUAGUUUGAUUCACCUCCCGCUGAGGCGUCUAGCUUUCUGUUGGCUGAUUUGGCGGGUGUUCCACGUACCCGUAACGUCUAUAUGGUACCUAACUCAAAUGGCGGGUAGAACUCUUGCUUAGUUAUUAAUAUAUAUUUCCCUUUCUCCCAAAAAAAAAAAACAAAUUCAUGGGGACUGCGUUAACUAAGAUCUAUUAUAAGGAUAAUGUGGAAACCGUGCGAUUUUUAUGAGAUUGGCCAAUGAAUCCCAUAGACAUGGUUUUUGGCUUUGAGGCUUUACUUAUGACUAUGGGCGGCAUAUUUGCACCUCCACAAUUUAAGCUUAUAUAAAAUUGCGAUUUGUGAGUCGGUUGAUAUGACUGGUCAUCGAGCCGCUAACGAGCAGGUCGGGGCAGCUCGCACCCUCUGCAUGCAAUGUCUUGCCAGCAUGAAACUUUAUUUCCAUUAAAGUUCAUCUGAUGGAGGUUGGGGUGGGACUGUUUAUGGUUCAUAGAAGCACUCUCACUCAGUAGGAGCAAGCAACCUGAUUUCAGCAAGUGAUGCGGGAAGGACUAUCCUUUCGGUUAUCUUACUUCACGUAC